This is a messenger RNA of Musa acuminata AAA Group (dessert banana), 1303 nucleotides long. Its product is annotated as ethylene-responsive transcription factor-like protein At4g13040. The record is from RefSeq and is a predicted model, not a curated record. Gene Ontology annotation, biological process: regulation of DNA-templated transcription. Lineage: Eukaryota; Viridiplantae; Streptophyta; Magnoliopsida; Zingiberales; Musaceae. Gene Ontology annotation, molecular function: DNA binding; DNA-binding transcription factor activity. The transcript has 8 exons. Bases 268 to 1098 code for a protein of 276 amino acids.
UGCCUUCAACCCCACAGAUACAACAAACGGGAGGAGAAAAGCGCCGAGGAGACCCAAAGGCAAGAAAAAGAAUAGAUUAAUAGAGGAGGAAGAAAGGAAGGACGGAAACUACUAAUCGUGGCGAAGAAAGGUGGUGGAUGUGAGCGCCUCGCCCCUCCGCCACCUUCCCGUCCUCCCCCUCCCUCGAGCCGUCGUCUUCUCCUCCUGCAUCGGCGCCCGCGGCCGGCGUCAACCCGUUCUCGUUUAUGUUCAGUAGCUUAUUACAGUAUGCGUUGGCAAGACAAACUUGAUUUGGCUGGGGAAUACCAUCUGAAUGAACAAUCACUUGGUGCUGUCUCUCAUGCUGGUUCUCCAAAAUCUGGUGUUUCAUUCACAUCAGAGCAGUCAGCGAUGGUUAGCAUACGGCGAAGAAGAUAUCUGGGGCUCUGUUCUGGAAAAAGUUCCUUUCCUGUUGUGCUCCCUAGGCCGAUCGAGAAUGGCAAUGCUGUGGAAAGUCCUACUCAACAAGUCAAGCCAGUCAGUGUGCAUCCCAUGCGCUUAGUUGAUACAAGCCUUAAAAAACUGGUAGCUAAGUCUGAAACAUAUCCUGGAUCCUCAAGUGCAUCUGGCUUGAUCACAUCCAAGGAGGAGCCAAACCAUUAUUACCCUGGUAAAGAAAUAAAACGCAGAAAGCGACACAGGAGGAAGCACUACGAAGACCAGGAACCAUGUAUAAUGAGGGGGGUUUAUUUCAAAAAUAUGAAAUGGCAGGCAGCAAUAAAAGUUGACAAGAAACAGAUUCACUUGGGGACUGUUGGAUCUCAGGAAGACGCUGCUCGAUUGUAUGACAGAGCAGCUUUCAUGUGUGGGAGAGAACCCAAUUUUGAGCUCACGGAGGAGGAGAAACAGGAACUAAGACAGUACAACUGGGAAGAGUUCUUGGCGAUGACCCGCAGUGCAAUCAACAACAAGAAGCACCAAAGAAAGCUUGGUGCACGGAGGCGAAACAAAUCCGAGACUCAGAUUUCCAACAACUGGGAAAAGGAGGAUGGCACCCCUGCUUCAUCCAUGUCCGAGGACGAUGAAGAAGAUGUUGACGCCGAUACAUCAGUCUUGUGAUCAUUAUGAUGAUACAAGGAAUCCAGGUGCAAGUUCUCAUAAUUUUUAUUAUUGAGGCUAAAGCUUUUACAUAUCCAUAAUUCAUAGCUUAGCUUUAUUUCUCAUUAAUUUGCUCUGUAUAAAGGCCCCUAUUAGGGCGAGCUAUUGCCAUUUUGUAAUCAUCAAAAUGCUUCCUUUAAGAGAUCUCUAACGUUAUGAUGCCUUA